AUUCUGGGUUAUUUUAUCUUAUGGAUUGUAUAGGAUAGGCAAACAUAAGCUUUAUGGAUUCAGACGAUUCCUUUGUCGGUCAUUGAUGAUGUGAGCGUCGUGUGGAAUGGAUACAGUGUUGGUUCAUAUUCACAAGGAUUGUAAAGUUUUGUUCCAUUAGUGUAUGGACUGAAAUAGACUUUUCAUCAUAUACAAUAUGUACCGACUCCUGUAAUUGUCUCAUUAGUUGGUGUCAGGCCGUUACAUGUGAUGCCGUCACUGAAUUAUAGAUGGGCUGUGAGAGGAAUACUGUGUGGACAAGCAGCCUGUGUCCAGGUGUGUUAUUCAGCUGCUGGUUGGAGAGGAGAGGAGAGGAGCUGUGAAUGGAGGAACUCAGCAGCAAGUUACGCAGGAGGUUUGAACCCAAGCCCAGGAAGGUGCGGUUUCGUAUAUCCUCGGCCUUUAGCGGGCGGGUGCUGAGGCAGGUCUACGAGGAUGGGUCUGAAUCGGAGGAGCUGGAGGAGGAGGGAGGGCGUGGGGUGAAGUCUGCGCUGAGCGAGGGUUUCAGAACAAGGAGAGCAGCUGUACAGGAACGCUGGCACCCUCCUCCCCCCUCCUCACCGCUGGUAACACAGAGGAUCAACGUGGUGAGAGAUGGGGACCGUUACGGAUUGAUCAGCGGCCCAGCUCUGCUCAACAGCCUGGCAGCGGCCCGCUCCAGUCCAUCAAGCGUUCUGAAUUUUGGAAAGAUUAUUAUCUACACCAGCAAUCUAAGGAUCAUUAAGAAACCGCUGAGCCAGCAAGAGGCGAUGAGCAAACUUCUGCACAGUCAGCAGUCAGCUGAGGACGAGGCACACCUGUCCAGCAAGGGCACAGGUGAAGGGAACCAUACCAAGCAACCUGUCACAGCGGAGGUACUUUGUACAAUCUUAUUCAUCUAUGUCGAUGCACCAUGUGUGAUGUUUGCAUGUUGUGUGUUGCAUGUUGCUCUGGGCCAGAGGCCAGAGGGCACUGACCCACCCUGCGUCCUGUUGCAGGUGUCAGACCCAGUGCCCAUCUGCCCGCACUGUGACGGGACCGGGUGUGUUCCCUGCUCCCUGUGUCACGGCAGCAAACUCUCCAUGUUCGCCAAUCGCUUCAAGGAGUCGUUCCGAGCGCUGCGUUGCCCUGGGUGUGACGAGAAUGGGGCCCAGCCCUGGUGA
Leucoraja erinaceus (little skate) is the source of this 1181-nucleotide messenger RNA. Its product is annotated as glutaredoxin domain-containing cysteine-rich protein 2. Gene Ontology annotation, biological process: sensory perception of sound. Lineage: Eukaryota; Metazoa; Chordata; Chondrichthyes; Rajiformes; Rajidae. The record is from RefSeq and is a predicted model, not a curated record.